Messenger RNA from Paraglomus occultum, 279 nucleotides. The record is from the annotation of a GenBank genome assembly. Lineage: Eukaryota; Fungi; Glomeromycota; Glomeromycetes; Paraglomerales; Paraglomeraceae.
GUGAUAGAAACAUCUAAUCCUUCGGGAACUCAUAUAUUUUUUCUUGGCAAUGGUAAAAUAAUUGCUUCGGUUCACGAAAGUAUUUUUAUUAAGAUUGGUCCACAUGACAAAGUUAAUCCCAUUUUACAAGUUAUCGUUAGCACUGCUGUUGGUGCUUUAACAGGAGCAGCCUCGGGAGCCUUAAAAGGUGGAGUUGCUGAGGCUGUGGCUGGGGCAGGAGUAGGAGCAGUAAAAGGAGCUAUGGGGGGGGCAAUUAAAGCAGGGAUGCAACAAGUUUGA